CCCCAACAAGCUAGCCGGGCCACCACCCCGAUAACCAACAACGCUGACUAACCACUCCAGAUCCUUCUAUCCUUUCCGCGCCGCAAAAAAGCUCCCGCGAUAAUUCCAGAGCCAUCCACCAGCCCAUCGCGAACCUCCCACCUCCAUCCACGCCACAACUCUCACCGAAAACCUCCCACGAAAGAAACAUAAUGUCCCGCGAAGCCUACCAAGUCCCCUCCAACCUCGGCGGCUCCCAGAGCGCCUUCGGCGGCGCUGACUCCGGGGCGGGCGGCGCGGCGGGCUCCCUCGAUGGGCCCAUGGUCGCCUACCUGUGCGGCGAGUGCAACUCGCGGGUGUCGCUGAAGCGCGGCGACCAGAUCCGGUGCAAGGAGUGCGGACACCGUGUUUUGUAUAAGGAGCGGACGAAGAGAAUGGUGCAGUUUGAGGCGCGGUGA
Aspergillus uvarum CBS 121591 is the source of this 437-nucleotide messenger RNA. RefSeq names its product Rpo12/RPC10 RNA polymerase subunit family protein. Gene Ontology annotation, biological process: DNA-templated transcription. The coding region runs from base 192 to 437 and encodes 81 amino acids. The transcript has 2 exons. Gene Ontology annotation, molecular function: DNA binding; DNA-directed RNA polymerase activity; zinc ion binding. NCBI's taxonomy places the organism in Eukaryota, Fungi, Ascomycota, Eurotiomycetes, Eurotiales, Aspergillaceae. The record is from RefSeq and is a predicted model, not a curated record. Gene Ontology annotation, cellular component: RNA polymerase III complex; RNA polymerase II, core complex; RNA polymerase I complex.